AUGGGUUCUGAACCAACUUCACUAUUAGACGUCCUACGCAGCCACUCUGCCGUGGACUGCGAUACUUUUGACGUCGAAGGUGCGUCCGAUGUGCAAUUCCGGGUCGAUUUGGAUCAGAGUGUAGCCAUCGCAUACCAUGAACUCAUCCGUGUGGAUGACAAGGGGGACCAGGUGCAUUCCCAGCUUAUCAAGAGCUCCAUCGAAUAUGCCAGCUCGAAACGAGAAGCAUUCGCUGGGGUUGACGUCGCCGAGGUUGCUGUCGAGUGCAUGAUGGUCAAACUGGCCCUCAAAAUAGUUCCCUAUCUCAAGGGGUUUUCCCAUAUUCAGACCAACCCGAAAUACUCAUACAACACAGAGAAGACUAUCGGAAAUGCCAGCCGUAUCGUAAGAAUAUUUCGAGACUUGGAGCCUUCCUUCGACACCAAACGGGUCUGCAUCAAGAUCCCUUCGACUUGGGAGGGCUUGCAGGCCUGUCGUGUUCUGGAGUCCCGAGGAAUCGCGACUUUGGCGACGACCAUGUUCUGUAUGGAGCAGGCAGCACUUGCUGCACAUGUCGGUUGCACUUACAUCGCCCCUUACAUCAAUGAGCUGCGCGUGCACUUUGAUCCUGGCUAUGUCGACGAGAGUAAAGCAUUCAGCUUUUGUGGCAAGGCCCAGAAGUACUACGAAAAGAUUGGGAGCAAGACUCAAGUGCUUCCGGCCAGCCUUACCAGCAUUCAAGAGGUCAUGAUGCUGGCAGGAUCUAACCACAUUACUGUGUCGCCGCCACUCCUGAAAAAGCUAGCUGAGACGCCAGCCAACCCUUGGGAAGGAGACACAGGCUCCGUCUUUCGAGGGGGGCUAGAACAGGCUUUUGAGGACUACAAACAAAUCCUAGAAGACGAGAGCGCAUGGCGAUUGGCCUUCACCCGCAGUCAACAAGGCAAGAGCGAAGGAAAGAAUAUCCAGGCCGUCAACAUAUUCUGCGAGAAACAAGAAGGUCUCGAGAAACUGGCGCGAGCGUGA
Molecule: messenger RNA, 1005 nt
Organism: Neoarthrinium moseri
Lineage: Eukaryota; Fungi; Ascomycota; Sordariomycetes; Amphisphaeriales; Apiosporaceae
Exons: 4
Coding region: 1-1005 (334 amino acids)
Biological process (GO): pentose-phosphate shunt, non-oxidative branch; carbohydrate metabolic process
Cellular component (GO): intracellular anatomical structure
Molecular function (GO): transaldolase activity
Source: RefSeq, a predicted model, not a curated record